This is a messenger RNA of Salvelinus fontinalis (brook trout), 4308 nucleotides long. RefSeq names its product inosine-5'-monophosphate dehydrogenase 1b-like. The coding region runs from base 382 to 2247 and encodes 621 amino acids. Gene Ontology annotation, cellular component: cytoplasm. Gene Ontology annotation, biological process: GTP biosynthetic process. Lineage: Eukaryota; Metazoa; Chordata; Actinopteri; Salmoniformes; Salmonidae. The transcript has 15 exons. The record is from RefSeq and is a predicted model, not a curated record. Gene Ontology annotation, molecular function: IMP dehydrogenase activity.
CUCUCAUAUCUCUCUGAGUAUUUUUGUAUCUGACCUGGGAUUCGACAACAAAGUUGACGGUAAAGACAACACUGGAGCUAUGAGACCAAGAUAAGAAUGUGUUGAACCAGAGAACGUGUUGUGUCUCUCACAAGUAGCUCUGUUUUUCAAACUCAGGUCCUCAGCUCCUUUGACUCGUCUGGUUGGUUGGCUGAGAUCGUUCUAAUUCUUUCUGUUCUGUGGGAAUUGUUUUGAGCUGGUAGGCCGGUUCAGGGACACCUAGUCCCUACGUGACUUGAGUCCACUUGAGGGACGUCACCAACAGAAGGGUCAGAGGGCGACGGUGAGGUCACCGACCAGAGUGAGAGACUGGAGCAAGAGAGCUUGGCAAUUGGACCCAACAUGGAGGGGUACGGCUACGAACACUUUGGGGUGGAUGGAGAGCGGGACAGCCACCAGAUGGACUACCGGAGGAUCGUAGGGGACACAGAGCUACCCCGUCCCAGCUCCAACCCCUCACCCCAAGACGCGGAGCACCUCUUCCGCCUCAGCCCCCAUGUACAUGGGCAUGGGCACGGGCAUGAGACGGCCGCACAGCGAUACAGUGCCACCCGCAUCCAGGCUGGUUUUGGCCCCGAGAGCAUGGCUGAUUUCCUGAUCAGUGGUGGUACGGGCUAUGUCCCAGAAGAUGGACUCUCUGCACAACAGCUUUUCUCCGUUGGAGACGGCCUCACCUACAAAUCUGCUCAACAACAGUCUGUUGUCGCUGAUGGUCAAACGGCAGAAGAGCUAUGCUCUAAAGGCGACGGGUUGACUUACAACGACUUCCUGAUUCUGCCGGGCUUCAUUGAUUUUACCUCAGACGAUGUGGACCUGACCUCUGCCCUGACCAGGAAGAUCACCCUGAAGACGCCUCUCAUCUCCUCCCCCAUGGACACAGUCACAGAGUCAUCGAUGGCCAUCGCCAUGGCGCUCAUGGGAGGCAUCGGCCUCAUCCAUCACAACUGCACCCCUGAAUUCCAAGCCAACGAGGUCCGCAAGGUUAAGAGGUUUGAGCAGGGCUUCAUCACAGACCCUCUUGUAAUGAGCCCGCGUCACACGGUGGGGGACGUGUUCGAGGCCAAGACUCGCCACGGCUUCUCCGGCAUCCCCGUCACCGAGACCGGCAAGAUGGGCAGCAAGCUGGUGGGCAUCAUCACCUCCAGAGACAUCGACUUCCUCUCCGAGAAGGACCACAGCCGACCACUGGAGGAGGCCAUGACUAAGAGGGAGGAGCUAGUGGUGGCCCCAGCCGGUGUCACGCUGAAAGAGGCUAACGACAUUCUACAGCGGAGCAAAAAAGGCAAGCUGCCCAUCGUGAACGACAGUGACGAGCUGGUGGCCAUCAUCGCCAGGACAGACUUGAAGAAGAACAGGGACUACCCGCUGGCCUCUAAAGACUCUCGCAAACAGCUGCUGUGCGGAGCCGCCAUCGGCACCAGGGACGACGACAAGUACAGACUGGACCUACUGAUGCAGGCUGGGGUCGACGUGGUCGUACUGGAUUCCUCACAAGGCAACUCUGUGUAUCAGGUCAACAUGAUCAACUACAUCAAACAGAAGUACAGCGAGCUGCAGGUGGUGGGUGGGAACGUGGUGACGGCAGCCCAGGCCAAGAACCUGAUUGAUGCAGGAGUGGACGCUCUGAGAGUGGGCAUGGGCUGUGGCUCCAUCUGUAUCACCCAGGAAGUGAUGGCGUGCGGGCGGCCUCAGGGCACCUCGGUGUAUAAGGUGGCAGAGUAUGCUAGACGUUUCGGUGUGCCAGUCAUCGCAGACGGCGGCAUUCAGACCGUGGGCCACGUGGUCAAGGCUCUCUCACUUGGGGCAUCCACAGUGAUGAUGGGCUCGUUGCUAGCGGCGACCACGGAGGCUCCGGGGGAGUACUUCUUCUCGGACGGCGUGCGGCUGAAGAAGUACCGCGGCAUGGGCUCUCUGGACGCCAUGGAGAAGAGCACCAGCAGCCAGAAACGCUACUUCAGUGAAGGGGACAAGGUGAAGGUGGCUCAGGGUGUGUCUGGCUCUGUCCAGGACAAGGGCUCCAUCCACAAGUUUAUCCCCUACCUGAUCGCUGGCAUCCAACACGGCUGUCAGGACAUCGGCGCCAAGAGUCUCUCUGUUCUACGCUCCAUGAUGUACUCUGGAGAGCUGAAGUUUGAGAAGAGGACCACGUCCGCUCAGGUGGAAGGAGGAGUCCAUGGGCUUCACUCUUACGAGAAACGACUUUACUGAUGGAGGGGCCAGAAAGAAGCGGACUUGGGCCGCCCCCGACGUCCCCACCCCUGUUGUGACCAAACGUAACCGCCACAUCUGACACCCACCUCAUCACUCCCUGCCGACACCCCACACACCCCACGGGAGAGGUCUGGGGGGAACACCUGCAAAACAAACACCAUCACCUGGGAAACUUGGGAUUUUGCACUUACGAAGCGGAACAUCAGGGUUUUCACCAUAACCCCCUCCAAGAAUACCGGUCCCCUUGGUGUGUGUGAGAGCUUGUUGAAGGAAGUAUUUGAUUGUGUGUGUGUGCGUGUGUGUGUGAGAGAGAGUGUGUGUGUGAGAGAGAGAGUGUGUGUGAGGACAAACUCAGUGAAGAAGGUGCUGUUGUGCCAACUUCCUCUUCCUGGUGAAACUGAGAGAGCCAUGCUGUCACCCCUCUGUAUUCUUUGGGAUCUGCUCGUACCGGCACCUCCACAUCAGAAGCCACAAAUAUCCCAAUCAAACUAUAUAUGUGGAAAAACACUUGUCUUGCUACUCUGUGUGCAAGUGUAUUGUGGCAAUCCUCCUUUAUCUAUGUAGUUAGCUCUGUUUAUGCAGAAAGAUGUUAACUGCUCUGAGAAACGUAUAUUGUUCUGUUAAACUUUUCACUGUAAUUCAACUGACAGACUCAUUGGCUGGGACUAUAGACUAGGUGACGUUCCCUCGCUGUAGUGGCCAAGUCAUACCCCCCUUAGGCCACUAGUUUAUUGGCUCACGUUGACUACCACAAUGCUUCUAGUGUGUUGAGAGCACGGCCGGGGCCAAAAGAUAGACAUCGGCCAUAGAUCAAGGAACGUGUUUAAAAUCACAGUGUCGGUCAACGAUGGGUAAUACGGUCAUCUUUUAGACUGGAAUGAAACGAGUUUAGAGAGAAUUGUUUGAUUUUAAAAGCUGUAAACCAGGGUUCCCCAACUGGCAGCCCACGUGCCAAAUUUGACCCACGUGGUUUCAUUUGGCCCCCCCAGUAAUUAAAUUAUUAUUGUGCUUGGAACAAAAGAGUGUAAAAACACCAGUUAAUUAGAACCAAGUGAUUUUAAUUUUGGAAAUUUGUUACCAAGUAUUCAUACAGAUAAUACAGAGAUGUGAUUGUAUACAAUCACAUAAGCAAGGUUUGAAAUUAUUGUUUAAGUCAUAAUAUAUCUGUUUGGGCCUCCUGCGGUCAAUUUGCAGUCUACAAAUGAUUUGUAAUUAUGUUCCGGCCCAUCCACCCAGGAAAUGGUCCCGCGGCUGAAUGUAGAUGCCGAUCUCUGCUGAAGAACGUCCCAGUGGCUCUAAGGAGCAUGAAGGCUUUUCAUAUGCAUGCUUUUUAGUUUUUUAAAGCCUCAACGCGGCUCUAUUUAUAUUCCGCUUUUUUCUAAUUCCGUACAUACUGCCAAAUGUAUCAACAUGCUCUCUUUGACACUUUGGUGUUAUUAAUACUUAAAGCCCAAAUUAAAGCUAUGAAUCGCCAGCAGUGUAGUCCCUCGCUCCACCCCUGUCCCAGGUUGUGGCACCGAUUGCUAGCAGCUUUGACCUGUUCUGAUUACCAGAGUUAUGCCUUGAAAUGGGGGUAGAUGAUGACCGCACACGACGGAAAGUCUUAAAUUCCCGUAAGAACUGUGUUGUAUGUGCAUGGCGCUAUACGUCCUCCUCACCCCCUUUCUCACUGUUUUGAGAUACUGUAUCUAUAUCAUUCAGCUUAUGUAGGAAUAGAUUUUUCUAACGUUUUUCGUAAACGGAUGUCCUUUUUGCCAGAUGUCUCUAAGCUGUAGGAGUGACCUUCUUUCCGUUUUGUGCUCAUGUACUUUGCCCUACCGGGACCUCACUUGACUAGCAGUACUCUUACAGUUGACAUGAAUAUUAAGUAAAUAUGUACAUGAAGAUGUAUGGAUAAUUAUAUACCUGUAUCCUGUUUGAAAUGGUUGUUUGCCGUCUCCCACCUUUUAGUUAUGAAAAUCCCCACUGACUAGGAAACAGGCCUUGUUUACAAUGGGAUUACAACAGAAACCGGCUGCUAAUGCUGUAAAAAAAAAAAUACAUGUCCAAAUAUGUUGA